Molecule: messenger RNA, 2319 nt
Organism: Cercocebus atys (sooty mangabey)
Lineage: Eukaryota; Metazoa; Chordata; Mammalia; Primates; Cercopithecidae
Gene: MED22
Product: mediator complex subunit 22
Exons: 4
Coding region: 1220-1741 (173 amino acids)
Biological process (GO): regulation of transcription by RNA polymerase II
Cellular component (GO): mediator complex
Molecular function (GO): transcription coregulator activity
Source: RefSeq, a predicted model, not a curated record
ACCACCAAGGGAAGCAGGGUUUGGGAAGAGAUGGAGACAGGAGAGGCCAGGGGCUGAGCAGCGUGAGUGAAUAGUGUUCCAGGCAGGAAGCACCCAGUGCACAGGGAGCUGGUCAGUAGAUACACCAAAUAAUGGCACGUCCUGGCAAAGCAGCGCAGGGGACUCUGGCUGGACUGCCGCGGACCCAUGUCCAGCCCUUACUAACAGUAUGGGUUUGGGUGGAGAUUUCACUUUUUAGUGCUUCAGUUUCUCCUGCUUUGUGGGGUCCUUAUGAUGACCCCACAAUGACCUUAUGAUGACUGGUGAGUUUACCUGUGUAAAACACUUACUUUGGGCACAGAGCCAGUGAGCAGGAGAAAAGCAGACUGAGGGGAGAAGUGGGGGGGGCCCUCCAGGCAGGUGGAGCGGUCAGCACUGGGGCCUGCAAGCCUGCUGACUGCUGCAGCUGCACUAGAUUGGGCUGGAUCCUUCCUGGGUGCUGCAGACCUGCCGGCUCCAUAAGCAAUGAUGAUAAGCAUGGACGCUGGCAUGUACUAAGUGCUUGCCAUGUGUCAAACCACGUUGUGAGGCUGUCUGUGCCUGUUCUGCUGAAUCUUCAUGAGGAGUCUGUGAGGUGGGCACUGUUGUCCUCUUCAUUUCAGGAGGAAACCCAGGCCCAGGAGACUUAGUGACUUGCCCAAGGUGACUCAGCUCAUAACUGGCUGAGCCAGGAUUUGAACCCACAAAGUCUAGGUCUUAACCACUGAGGGUACCUGACACCCACCCUGAGCUGAGCCCUUGCAAGACCUGCUGGGAAGCCCUGUCCAAGUUAGCCGAACGCACUGGCUGGGCUCCUGGCCCCUCCGUUCACCAUCUGAGACUCCUUGACCACCAGUCUGUCCCAGCCUCGCUUGGCCACCUAUAAACCAGGGGUGGCAGGGCAGGCUUCUGUGAAAAUGUCAUGGGCUAAUAGUGGUCAAGUGCGUGACACAGCCUGGCACCUGGGAAGUGAUCAGGAAAUGGUCGCUGAAAAAAAAAUACACCAUCCCGUCACUCAUCCAGCAGUUUACCAAAUGCCAAGCAAGUGACAAGGGUUCCUGCCAGACAGGGCUCCCACAGCCCAAAAAGACUGGUCCAAGAUAAGCCCCCAUCCCUGCAUGUAGCACAGUAAGCAGUGUGAGUUGCCUCCAUUUGUCUUGAGCAAGGUGCCUGUUGUCUCCCAUGGCCAGAACAAGAGAGGAUGGAACUGAACCUUGCCAGAGGUCUGGCUGACAGCGCUCAGAUUGAGGACGAGACGCAGGUGUCACGGGCCACUCAGGGUGAACAGGACAAUUACGAGAUGCACGUGCGAGCCGCCAACAUUGUCCGAGCCGGCGAGUCCUUGAUGAAGCUGGUGUCCGACCUCAAGCAGUUCCUGAUCCUCAAUGACUUCCCCUCAGUGAAUGAGGCCAUCGACCAGCGCAAUCAGCAGCUGCGCGCACUGCAGGAGGAGUGCGACCGGAAGCUCAUCACACUGCGAGACGAGAUCUCCAUCGACCUCUAUGAGCUGGAGGAGGAGUAUUACUCGUCCAGCUCAAGCCUUUGCGAAGCUAAUGACCUGCCUCUGUGCGAAGCUUACGGGAGGCUGGACCUCGACACAGACUCUGCUGAUGGUCUCUCGGCCCCUCUGCUGGCGUCCCCGGAGCCCAGUGCUGGCCCCCUACAGGUGGCAGCCCCUGCCCACUCUCAUGCUGGUGGCCCUGGCCCCACUGAGCAUGCCUGAGCCUCCGGGGCCACCCUUCGUUCUCAGGAACAAAACCUGAGGCUGCCCUCUGGAUGCCGCCAUAGUCUUGCUUCUCUCAGCCUAGGUUCCCAUUUGGGGACUUCCUUGGGAAGCUUGUUAGCCCAGGGUGGGUCCAGCCAGGUCAGUAGGGAAACAGUUGUUUCCCUAGCCAUUUCCGAACAGCACAUCGUUCCCUGAGUUACCAUCUCUGUUUGCUGCCUUCCUGGCCGACCAGGUGAAAGAAGGUUUCCAAGCUAGGUCUGGCAUGUUGAGGAUCUCAGCAGUGGGGCAGGAGGGCACGUGAUUUCAGGGGAGUCCUGACCUGAGCCUGUUGUCAGAGUUGGGAGGGGCUCUGAGCAGUGUUGGGCAGGCUGGGUCUCCCAUUCCGAGGCCAGGGUUCCUGUGCAGAGCCCCACCCACUGGUUUUUGCCCUGAGCCACAUAUGUCUGUGCCAUGGGCUGAAUGCCACGGCAGGUGCGUGUGACAGCGGCUGCCCACACAUGUGGAAGCUAGGUGGGACUCAUUCCUAAUUCUGCCUCUGUAAUGAGACUUGAUUAAAACACCACCACCCUUUUGCA